Molecule: messenger RNA, 1881 nt
Organism: Bradysia coprophila
Lineage: Eukaryota; Metazoa; Arthropoda; Insecta; Diptera; Sciaridae
Gene: Trhn
Product: tryptophan hydroxylase
Biological process (GO): aromatic amino acid metabolic process; serotonin biosynthetic process
Cellular component (GO): neuron projection
Molecular function (GO): iron ion binding; tryptophan 5-monooxygenase activity
Source: RefSeq, a predicted model, not a curated record
UCGAGCAACAGAGUACCGAGUAUAAAAGCAACAAACUCACACACGAUUUGUAACAGUUUCGUUUGUGGCGUUGUGGAAUUAACACAGUCGAUUAAGCAAUUUCCAGACGAUAAUUAUCAUCAACCGUAAUAUGAGUGGUUCAGGUAAAAGUAUCUUGGGACUUUGGCUCUACCGCAGUGGCGAACAAGAGUGGGCAGUGAAACAAGGGAGUCCAUUGCAUAAACGAAGAAAUCAUUUGGCCAACGAAAAAGCUCAAAGGGAAAUCAAGGGCACUGAAACCACAACGUCCAGUGACAAAACAUCCAUCAUUUUCACGUUAAAAAAUCAGGUUGGUGGCCUAGCGCGUGCUUUGCAAGUAUUUCAGGAACUUGGCAUUAACGUUUUACAUUUGGAACUGCAAAAUGCUGACCCGUCUGUGGCGCAGGCCGAUGUACUGGUCGAUAUUGAAUGCGAUGCAAAGCAUCUGGAUAAAGUCAUUCACAUGCUGCAACGUGAAGUUCAAUCUGUGAGUUAUGCAUCGGCACAGAUUACUGGCGAUUAUCCGCCGCCGACACCACUUUCGGCUUGUUCCAGUUUUGAUUUCGGUGAGAUGCAUUGGUUCCCGCGGAAGAUAUCGGAUCUAGACAAUGCCCAAAAUGUUCUGAUGUAUGGAUCGGCACUGGACGCAGAUCAUCCGGGCUUCAAAGAUCCUGUUUAUCGCAAAAGACGAGAGCAAUUUACCGCAAUCGCCAAUUCGUACAAAUAUGGCAAUCCAAUACCGAGAAUGCAGUACACUCCCGAGGAAAUAAAAACGUGGGGCAUCGUGUUUCGCAAGCUUCAUGAACUUUAUGUGAAAUAUGCCGUUCCUGAGUACAUGGAAAAUUGGCCCCAAUUGGUCAAAUAUUGUGGCUAUCGGGAGGACAAUUUGCCGCAGUUACAGGACGUCAGCAGCUUCUUGAAACGGAAAACUGGUUUCCAGUUACGACCCGUAGCUGGUUACUUGUCACCGAGAGAUUUCCUAUCUGGUCUGGCUUUUCGUGUGUUCCACUGCACUCAGUACAUUCGACAUUCUUCCGAUCCGUUUUACACCCCGGAACCGGAUUGUUGCCACGAAUUACUAGGACAUAUGCCGCUGUUGGCCAACCCGAGUUUUGCCCAAUUCUCACAAGAAAUCGGUCUAGCUUCGUUAGGAGCAUCAGAUGAAGAUAUCGAUAAAAUUGCAACGCUGUACUUCUUUACCGUCGAGUUCGGAUUGUGUCGCCAAACGGACGGUUCUUUCCGAGUGUACGGAGCUGGUCUGCUCUCGUCAGUUGCUGAACUUCAACACGCCAUAACUGCAACCGAAAAGAUAAAACGCUUCGAUCCAGACACCACAUGUCGUGAGGAAUGCAUUAUUACGGCAUACCAGAAUGCGUACUACUACACCGACUCAUUCGAAGAAGCCAAAGAUCAAAUGAGGCGAUUCGCUGAGAGUAUCCAUCGACCGUUUGGCGUACGCUACAAUCCAUACACACAAAGCGUUGAGGUACUGUCGACGGCACAACGAAUCACCGCAGUGGUAUCCGAGCUACGCGGUGAUUUAAGCAUCGUGUCAUCAGCUUUAAAGAAAGUUUCGGCUCUCGAUCACAAUUUGGACGUGGAGAAAUUGUCACAGAUGUUAAAUGCGGGACUGCUGGGAGAUAAGAGCCCGAUGAUAAGUCCAAUGAUCAGUCCGGAACAUACGGACAAGUCUCUGGAAAAUGGCGUUGCUAAGUGAUUUGUUUUGGCGGAUCACCGUCGCAUUUUUUGAAUGUAAUUACCAAAAAUCUGUUAGUUGUGCACCAGUGACCAAUCAGUAUGAUGUUCAUGUUAUAGAUGCAAAAGAGUAUAAAUGUAAAUAAUAAAGAAAUUAUUUGGAGUCUA